Molecule: messenger RNA, 2316 nt
Organism: Cololabis saira (Pacific saury)
Lineage: Eukaryota; Metazoa; Chordata; Actinopteri; Beloniformes; Belonidae
Product: ubiquitin-conjugating enzyme E2 Q2-like
Exons: 13
Coding region: 91-1233 (380 amino acids)
Source: RefSeq, a predicted model, not a curated record
ACAUGCGAGAUCGCGGAGCGGCUGCACUGCGCGGUCGCAUUCCGCCCCGACUUCCCCUCCAGCGGCCCGGCGCUUUGAGAUGAGGACAAGAUGUCGGUUUCGGGGCUGAAGGCCGAACUGAAGUUUCUGGUGUCCAUUUUUGACCCAAACCACGAGCGAUUCAGAAUAAUAGACUGGAAACCCGACGAGCUGAGCUGCCAGUUCAACGUGACGGGCGAGAAGCUGCUGAUCAUCCACUGCAACAUCACGGAAUCUUAUCCUUCAACACCACCGAUAUGGUUUGUUGACUCCGAUGAUCCUAGUCUGGCUGAAGUUUUGGAGCGCUUGGAGGAUGUGAGAAAAGGCAGCACAUUGCUUCUUCAGCAGUUGAAGCGCCUCAUUUGUGAUCUCUGUCGACUUUACAACCUCCCACAACAUCCAGAUGUAGAAAUGCUGGACCAGCAGCUACAUGCUGGCCCGAUUACCCAAGAGCGUAAGCAUGGGCCAUCGGAUGAGGUGACAUCUGAAGAGGAAGAGGAAGAAGAGGAAGAAAUGGGAGAGCAGGACAUAGACCUGGACCAAGACUUGAACCAUUACGACAUGAAAGAGGAGGAGCCAGCUGAAGGCAAAAAAUCAGAAGAUGACGGAAUAGAAAAGGAAAAUCUGGCCAUCUUGGAGAAAAUACGUAAAAACCAGAGGCAAGACCACUUGAAUGGUGCAGUCUCGGGCUCAGUGCAAGCUUCAGAUCGCCUAAUGAAGGAACUCAGGGAGAUCUACAGGUCGCAGAGUUAUAAGACGGGUAUUUAUUCGGUCGAACUAGUCAAUGACAGCCUUUAUGAGUGGCAUGUCAAGUUAAGGACGGUAGACCCAGACAGUCCGUUACAUAGUGACUUGCAAGUUUUAAAAGAAAAAGAAGGAGUGGACUACAUUCUGCUCAAUUUCUCUUAUAAAGAUAAUUUUCCUUUUGACCCACCUUUUGUACGGGUUGUCUCGCCUGUGCUCUCUGGAGGUUACGUUCUAGGAGGCGGAGCCUUGUGCAUGGAGCUUCUCACUAAGCAGGGAUGGAGCAGUGCCUAUUCCAUAGAAUCUGUCAUUAUGCAGAUAAAUGCAACUCUGGUCAAAGGCAAAGCCAGGGUGCAGUUUGGAGCCAAUAAGAACCAGUACAAUCUUGCCAGAGCACAACAGUCGUACAAAUCCCUGGUCCAGAUCCACGAAAAGAACGGCUGGUACACACCACCCAAGGAGGACGGAUAAGGAGCCGCCGCCGCGAUGCACAAGGAACAUGUCUUUGGGUCAUCUCGUUUUCUUUGGAAUAUUUUCCCUCUCUGACUUACUGGGAACGUCAUCUUUCUCACUGAAACCAUCUCGUUGGCUCAUCUGACAAGUCUUCUUUUGCUCUGCUCCAGGAAAGACUCGACUCUGGUUUCACUUCUCCCCUCUGCGUGAGCGAGGAGUCGCCGCUGAGGCCGUCACUUGUCCUGUUUUCUAAAUAUGCUCAUGUCUUUUGGAAAACAAAAGAGAAAAAAAAGACUUUUCCUCCCGUUUAGUUUGGGGAAACGCUUUUUCUUUUGCUGCUUUGACCAAGUGGGCCGCAGUCAAUUCCCCCUCUUUGAAGGGGACUUUAGGAUUCAUACCGAAGCUCUUCGAGCGGCCCCUCAACGCACCCGUUUUUUUAAUUGACUCAGAGUUUGGCUGUUUUUUUUUUUUUGUUUUUUUUUUUCCCCUCUUUUGAAAAUUAACAGGUACAUAGAUGCAAUUAUUGUUUUAGACAUCUUGUUUGGCCAUUGUUUUUGUUAUUUCAGCAUCUUAGACAAUAAAGGAGCCAAUUACUUAUGUUGGAUUUUAUCUUAAAAUUGAGAUUAUCUACUACUUUGUGUCAUUUAGCUCGUACUUUUUAAAACGUGUAAAGAACAUUUGGCCACAGAAUCAAAAUGCUGCAGUGUUGAUGGAUAAAGAUCAGCUGAUCAACAAAUCAGGCUGUGGUCAAUUAGAAAUCUCUGCUUACAGUAUAUCAAGGCAAGACAUGUUUCUCACCAGAACACAAGUGCUGUGACAUUUUGGAUUUUCUAAAAGGCCUAAUGUUGAAGUUUAAGGGCUCUUUUUUUGCCUUAUUUCUUUUAAUGGCCCUGCAAGUGCUGUUGGUCUUUCUGUUGAUUCUAGCUUAGAGGUUGAUGGUUUGAUGCUGACGGUGAAGCCUUUUGUGCAAAGUUAUCAGCAUGUUGUACAGGAGCCUCAUCUCAAGCACUGUUAAUAUUUAAAAAUAAUCAUUAAAAAAAUGAAUUUGGCCACUGCAGAAGUGCUGGGAUCUACAGAGGAAAUAAAGCUAGGUUGUACGAA